Messenger RNA from Scylla paramamosain (green mud crab), 2515 nucleotides. RefSeq lists its product as uncharacterized. The record is from RefSeq and is a predicted model, not a curated record. Bases 13 to 420 code for a protein of 135 amino acids. Lineage: Eukaryota; Metazoa; Arthropoda; Malacostraca; Decapoda; Portunidae. The transcript is spliced from 3 exons.
GAGAACUGUAUCAUGGCACACUUGGGUCCAAAUUCCAAGUUACUCUGUGCAGCCAAUCAAGCAGCAAGUGGUGCUGGGUUACAUCUUUCAAACACACCUCCCUCUCUGCCAUGUGAUGCUUCUUGCCUCUGUUGCUGUGUGUGUGGCAAGAAAAGCCAUACACUUCUUGGUGUUCAGCUGGAUUUAUUCCUUACAGAUGCCAAAAGAAAAGUGAAGUUGAACAACAUUCUAGACAAGCUAGAGAAACCUACCAUGUCUGACGAGAGUGAAGUUAGUGAUGAAGAUGAACCCAGUGGAAUGGUAAAACAAACUGAAGUACAUGACCUUUACAUCAUACCUGCAAAUGAUGGUGCUGUGACAGUGAAGAUUCUGGCGAAGAAGAAAGCGUGGAUAUCUCUUAUCUUCCUUCAACACAAUUAACUGCUUUGGCAGUGAUAGAAUCUUUAGAGUCACAAGAUAAUGCAGAUGAAUGUGCUGAAGGACAAGAAUCCCAGAAAAAGAAAAUAAUAAAACUCAGAAAAUGGAAAGCACAAGAUCUCCCAGAAAAGAGAAAUGUCCCAUGUUAUCCACGCAAACCAUCAGUUGCUGAUAUUCCGCAUAAGCCUAGUCAGACAUUUGAGCUUUUCUUGGAUGUAUUAGCAAUUGACCAUCUACUGAAACAAACUGUGAACUAAGCUAUCCAGAAUGGUAAACAUUCAUUCACGUUAACAAGUAAUGAAAUGAAAACCUUCAAAGGAAUUUUGUUGGUGCCAGGGUACUGUUGUGUUCCAUGUCGCAGACUGCAUUUGCAGAGACAGCCAGAUGUCUGCAAUGAGCUUAUUGCUGACUCCAUGCAUCAGGAUCGCUUUGAUGAGAUAAUGAAGUUCUUUCAUGCUGCAGACAACACAAAGCUUCCCAAAAAUGACAAGUAUGGCAGAGUUUCUCUGUUCAUGGAAAUCCUGAAUGAUAACUUUCUCAAAUACAGGGAAGUAUUUGGGCCAAAUAAUAUCUCUAUUGAUGAGUCAAUGAUCCCUUAUUUUGGUCGAUAUCUGACUAAGCAGUUCAUUCAUGGAAAGCCUGUGUGAUGGGGUUAUAAAGCAUGGGUUGCAGCUGAUCCAAAUGGUUAUGUUUUUGAUAUAUCUGUUUUAUCAAGGCAAAGAUGGUGCUAAGAAUAAGGGUUAUGCAGCUUAUGGACUUGGUGGAAAAGUUGUUCUUGAUGUUUUGGAUGUUAUAGAAAAAUAUUAUCCAAUAAAGAAGUUAUCCCUUUACUUUGAUAACUUCUUUACAUCACUCAAACUUAUCGAAAAAAUCAAAAGCGGGGUCCAUGAUGCUACUGGCACACUAAGAAAAAACCGAAUUGAAAAAUGCCCAUUUACUAAUCCUGCAAAGUUUAUGAAAUUACCUAGGGAAUCUGAAGAACAUUUUUGUGAUGCUGAAUCAGGAAUAAUUGCAGCACACUGGCAUGAUAAUGGCAUUGUUACCAUUGCAUCAUCUGAGUAUGGUGUAUCACCAGUAGUGAAGGCUGAACGUUAUGUUGCUUCUCAAAAGAAACGUAUGAAUGUUUUGAUGCCAAAUGCCAUCCAUCAGUAUAAUUGGAAAAUGAGUGGUGUUGAUAGACUAGAUCAAAAUAUUGCACAGUACUGGCUUUUAAUUCGUGGGAAAAAAGUGGUACAUUCCAAUCGUCACUUACCUGAUUACAGUAUGUGUAAAUAAUGCCUGGAUUUUUGCAAGGGAAGGAGGGUACAAAGAGGAUAUGUUGUCAUUCAUAUGUGCUGCUGCUACUGAAUGGCUACAGAAUCAUGGCAAAAAGCCAAAUAACCCAGAAAGAUCACAAUCAGUUCUCAGUGUUGCAGGUAUAUCUGCACAAAUAUGGUAUGAUAAUGUUGGGCAUCACAUCGUGAAGACAGAUCCUCCAAGGUGCUGUUGUUGUAAGUUAUGUAACACUCAGACUGUAUUCAUAUGCAAGAAAUGUAAAGUAUACCUGCAUCAAAAGUGUUCAGUACAGUAUCAUACCAUGUAGGCCAGUGGAAUCCUAUGAAAAUGUAUCUAGGUUGUACUAUUUCUUUUUCGAUAACUAUAUUAUAGCUCUCUCUCUCUCUCUCUCUCUCUCUCUCUCUCUCUCUCUCUCUCUCUCUCUCUCUCUCUCUCUCUCUCUCUCUCUCUCUCUCUCUCUCUCUCUCUCUCCAGGGGUUCUAAUCACUGGUUUUCUUUCAUUUAUAGUGAAGUAAUUCUCAUAUUUCUUUUUUAGUGAAGAAAUUAUUAUCAUGUAUCAGAAGUGAAAUGUAUCUGUUUUUUUCAAUUUUUCUUCCUUGCCAAGAAUUGUAUCCUAGGACCCUCCUUUGACUUUUUUAUGUGAAAAAGAGUAAACUUGUUUCCCAUAGUGCCCAUAUAUGUUCAAAUCAAGGGUUUUUUCUUUCUUAUGUUUUUGUUAGUACAUGCUAACAGUUGCGUUUACGCAACAUGUAAUGUGGUCGGACCGCCACUUGUUGCAUUUGUGCAACAACAGAUUUUUUGCAAUAAAAUGUAAGAAAUUGCA